ACAUCCGGUGUGAAGGCGGGGCGGCUGGACUGUAAACACUGGUUAGCCGUUAGCUUCUCGUGUUAGCCUCAUUUUAGUGUUGAGGAGUGAAGAAGAGGAGUGAGACCUUAAAAGAAGAAUGGCUUCGCCUCCCCCCCUCUCCUCCAUGCGCCUCCUCCUCCCUCCUCUCCGCCUGCUCACGGCGGCCAUGUGGCAGGUCGCUCGGCAGCAAAGCCUGAGGCAUUAUGGGAUGCUGGAGGACUUUGUUUCCCUGGUGACGGAGGCCGUCCCGCAGCUGCUGACAGACAGGCAGAGGAGCCUGCUGCUGCUGGCGCUGAGAGUCAAGGUGACCCUCAGUGACCCAGACGCUAAUGCCAUCCACGCCCACCUGGAUAAGAUCCGCUCUGUCUCCGAGGCGACGGUGGACCAACAGGUGGAUGAGUGGUGUUCAGCUCUGUUGACUCUGGCGGACAAACUGACGCAGAGUCCGACAGACACACAGCGCCUCCUGCAGGAGGUGUUUGACCACAGCUUUGACUCCGCCCUCCAGUCCCUCAUAUCUGACUUCCUGUCCAGGAUGGACCAACUGUUUCCUGUGCCGGACUUCAAACAGGCAGCCUCCUGGCUCGACGCUGCCCCCGGUGGUCUGGAGGACUGUCUGCAGGAGGCCGACAGGGACAACCUCAGGGAGCUGCUGACCAAUCAGAGCUGUUUGCUGGGACAUGUGACCACCACAGUGGGUCCUGACACGGAGAAGAUCCUCCUCUCAGCCUGGUCCCACCCCCUCUUCACCAAACUAACCAAUCCAGAGCCUCCUCCCGCCGACGCCCAGGACCAAUCGUAUCCUCUCCUUGACGUGGAGCUGGUGAAGGUGGAGGUGGUGGUGAUGACAGAGGAUGAGCAGGAGGAGGUAGAGGAGAUUGUGAUUGGUCAGUCUCAGGUGGAGCAGGAGGCAUCCAGUGAGAGCUCAGCCGUGGGCGGAGUCACACCUGUGAUGGUGGAGUCGGACAGGUUGAAGAACUCACCUGGACGAUUGGCUGACCAAUCAGAGGACACAGGUGAGACACAUAGAGUCAGCCAGUCAGAUGCGGCCUGCUCUGAGUUUACAGCUAACGCUCUGUACAGCAUCUCCCAUAAUUCCCAGCGGGUGGCUCACAAGUGUCCUCGGUGUGGUAAAUGUUUUAUCUACAGAUCUCAGGUGAUCCGUCACUUGCGUACCAACAAGUCCUGUGGGUUGGCGCUGACGACGGGUGUAGCUGUAAACAUGCGGAGUGCACUUGAAGAAGAGCCCAGCCCCCCAGAGCCCCACCCUUCCAGGACCCACUCCUGUUUCCAGUGUAACGCCAUCUUUGAAACCAAAGCAGAGCUGCUGUCUCACCAGCGCAGCCACCGGGCGCGCCCCAUCUACCAAUGUGGCCAGUGUGACAAGGAGUUCCACCACCUGUCCAGUCUGACCAAUCACAAGCAGACGCACCUGGACAGAGGCGGGUUCACCUGCAGCAGGUGCGACAAGGUGUUUGAGUCGGCCAAAGAGAGAGACGCCCAUCGGCUGCAGCACCGGCUGCCGGACCUCACCUGUACAGUGUGCGACCAGACGUUCAGCUCUCAGACUCAACUGCUGCGACACCUGCAGACCCACUCUGUGGAGGGAGCCGAGCCCUGCUACAACUGUCGCUUCUGUGACCAGACCUUCUCAGGAGUGACCCAACUUCGUAUCCACCAGCGAACACACACUUUCCGCUCAUACCAGUGUGACCAGUGCAGCAAGACCUAUGGCUCUCUGACCGGCCUCCAAUCACACCGGGCGAGCCACACCACCGAGAGCCGCUUCCUGUGCCCGCAGUGUGGCAAACGCUUCAAGACCCGCGAUGGGCUGGAGGGCCACCUGAGGACACACACUGGGGAGCGGCCCUACCGCUGCCCCUACUGCCCUAAAGACUUUACUGCACUCGCCGGCCUAAAUGUGCACGUGCGCCGGCACACUGGGGAGCGCCCAUAUGUGUGCACGGUGUGUGGUAAGGGCUGGCCGUCUGGAGGAGACCUGCAGAAACACAUGAGGACUCACACAGGUGAACGGCCAUAUGUUUGCCAGGACUGUGGGAAGGCCUUCUCCAUCUCCUGUCACCUGACGGAACACCGGAGGAUACACACCGGAGAGAAGCCCUUCUCGUGUCCGGAGUGCGGCAAAUGUUUGCGGAGGAAGUUUGACCUGAAGAAGCACAUGUUGUCUCACAGCGACGUGCGUCCGUACGCCUGCACCUACUGUCCGAAGAGCUACACCCGUAAGACUCACCUCAACAGACACCUGCUGACACACCGGACAGCAGACAGGAAGGAGGAGUUGCCGGAGACGGCUGAUGAGGCCUGACCGGGACUCCAUCCUGCUGUGGUGUCACUGAGCAUGCUCAAUCAUCCAUCAGGAUCCGUGGUUGUUUGUUGUUGUUGUUGUUGUUGUUGUUUACAGACUCAUAAAUAAAGAACACUCCGUGGUUGGUGUGUUCAUGUGACGCUGAUACUGAUCACAAAGUGAUUAUUGAUUAUUGACCACAGGACCUGGACAUGUCGCGUUAUUUUCUCGUCUUUUAUCACACAGUGUAUUGAUUAUUAUGGGAUGUCUGUGUUGCCAUGGAGAUUUUGUAUGUGCUCUGCUUGUUGUAUAAAAGCUGUUGUGUUUCAUAUC
Molecule: messenger RNA, 2659 nt
Organism: Epinephelus moara (kelp grouper)
Lineage: Eukaryota; Metazoa; Chordata; Actinopteri; Perciformes; Serranidae
Product: oocyte zinc finger protein XlCOF6-like
Exons: 12
Coding region: 119-2347 (742 amino acids)
Source: RefSeq, a predicted model, not a curated record